Molecule: messenger RNA, 2322 nt
Organism: Tricharina praecox
Lineage: Eukaryota; Fungi; Ascomycota; Pezizomycetes; Pezizales; Pyronemataceae
Exons: 3
Coding region: 84-2030 (648 amino acids)
Biological process (GO): intracellular copper ion homeostasis; intracellular iron ion homeostasis; positive regulation of transcription by RNA polymerase II
Cellular component (GO): nucleus
Molecular function (GO): RNA polymerase II cis-regulatory region sequence-specific DNA binding; copper ion binding; DNA-binding transcription factor activity, RNA polymerase II-specific
Source: RefSeq, a predicted model, not a curated record
CCAUCCAUCCACCCAUCCACAUCACGGGAGAGUUGCGCAGCCGAAGAGGCGGAAAUAUAUAGCUCUUUCACUAGUCGCCAAUCAUGCCGUACUGGAAGGGCGAGAAAUGGGCUUGCUACUCUUGCACCAAAGGUCACCGCAGCUCAAAAUGUACCCACUACGACAGGAUCCUCUACAAGGUGCGGAAGCCCGGAAGGCCUCUCAACAACUGUCCACAUGUCCUGCCGGAUUCCAUUCCACCGGGGACCUUCGUCAAUACAUCGGCAGAGUCCAUGGCAAAUGGGAAUCCCCCCAUGGAGGCUUGCAACUGUGGCGGUGAUCUCGUGCAGGUUGCCAUACCUAAAGUGAAAAGCUGCUCCUGUCUGAAACGAGAAACUGUGGAUACCAUUCAGCCUCUACCGCCUCCUACACCUCUACCCACGCUACCCGAAACGAAUGAUGCCGCGCAAAACGGAGUCAAGAAAGGCCGAAUCAGCAAGCGGCCCAACCCGCGGCGGAAGAAAAGCAUAGUCUCGGAAGAGGCCGUGGAAGCUUUCAGGUCGGAGGCAGCCCGGGUGGAAUCGGAGAAAACAGGUGCACCAAGGCUGGGAGAAAACAGCAUAGUCACCCCGAGCAGAACGCCGUGCACCGAUCCUGGAUGGCAUGCGUUCGAUGUCCUCACUGGUCCUGUUCCUACCCAGCAAGGCAUCAGCGUUGUAAAGCGACUCGUCCCUCGCGACGACCCGCCCGCAGAUCCGAAUCAGCCGUUUGGCCAGACGAUUUCGGAAGUGAACAAUGAUUGGCCGCAACGGAUAUCAGGACCUCCACCGAUGUCGUCAGCGGUCAGUGGUAUCGAUCAUCUUUCAAUGUCUCAGGCUUCAGCGCCGGGUUUCCCCGCAACGAAUCCAGAUUUCAAUCCCGUGUUUCCACAUCUAGAGGGAAAUCCAUCGUUUAUCGACCAGUUCAUGAAACCUUCGACGAACUUUUUCACCCAGGCCCCGCCUAACCUAGCGCCGAUACCGCAGCAGUCCGUCGCCCUCUUCGCGCCAGCGGAGUCUUCCUACGACCGGCUGCCCAACCUAAACACCUCCUUGCAUGGGGAUGGAUCCAGUUGCUGUGAAAAGAGGACUGCCCCUGCACCAAUCCCCACGAAGCCACCACCGGGUGGCAACCUCAAUGUGGGAACCGUGACGGUGGAACUUACGCAACAGGAAUGGGCGGUUAUACAACAGGUUCGAGCUGCAAACAUCGAUUUUAUGGAACUGUCGAAGGUGAUUAGCAGUGGUCAACUACCAUUCAUAACACUGCGCGGCCAAAGCACAGCCGGAACGGAGGACAGCAAUCUCUCCAGCAGUGCCAACAGUCCCUGCGCAAACUCAGCCUACAGCUCCUCCUCCUCCCCCGCCAACAACGGAAACGGUGGUGGUGGUGGUGGCGGUGGUGGUGGCGGCUGCUGCAGCACCAAACCCAAAUCCCCACCGCCACCACCCCCCUUCACCAGCCACGUCGGCUGCUGCUGCGGCGGAAACCAGCAGCAGCAGCAAAUCCAACCGCGCGAGGAAAUCCUCAUGACGCCCAGCUCCCCGCGCUGCAAAUGCGGCGACUCCUGCCGCUGCGUGCCGUGCGCCGACCAUCCGCACAACCCGGCGAUGCUCGCUCACAUCCGCCAGAACAUGGAGCUCAUGGAUGCGCCGCAGCAGGGAAUGUUCGAUCCCUCCCUUGGCGGCGGCGGCGGUGGAAACAUGAACUCGGGCUUCAGCCCUGAGGGACCGCUCGCGUACGAUGGCUACCAUGACGAUGGCGACGCCGACGCCCCCCAGGACUCUAUGGGCGACUUCAAUGACUUCGUCAUCUGCGACUAUAAGUACGGCACGGGGUGUGCCGAGGGCAUGGGCGGGUGUAAGUGCGGCGAGGGAUGCACGUGCAUCGGCUGUCUUACGCAUGGCGGGCACGAUGGAAUGCUGCUCGAUAUGAAGAGCGCGGAUAGGGGUGGUGGUGGUGCUGGGGGUGCUGGCGAUAAUGGCGGCGAUGGCGGCGGAGCCCGGGGUUAGGAUUUCUGGGCUGGUAGGCUUUGAUUCGUCACUUUUUCUGGGCGGGAGGGAGGGGGUACGGCGUUUGGGUGUAUUUGAGCAAACUCUGCUAUAAUUUCUUGCCUGGGGGGCUUGCUUGCAUUGCAUUGCAUGUCUUUACUUACAUGUCUUUACAUGUCUUUAUAUUACGGCUGGCUGGCGGGCACCUUACUUACACGAUUGUUUACUACUUAGCUUACGUAUGUGCUUUUAUGUGCUUUUAUGUGCUUUUAUGUGCUUUUAUGUGCUUGAGAUGGGUUGGGUUGGGUUGGGU